Nasonia vitripennis (jewel wasp) is the source of this 6442-nucleotide messenger RNA. RefSeq names its product transcription initiation factor TFIID subunit 12b. Bases 3979 to 6051 code for a protein of 690 amino acids. Gene Ontology annotation, biological process: regulation of transcription by RNA polymerase II. The record is from RefSeq and is a predicted model, not a curated record. Gene Ontology annotation, molecular function: protein binding; DNA-binding transcription factor activity, RNA polymerase II-specific; RNA polymerase II cis-regulatory region sequence-specific DNA binding. The transcript is spliced from 4 exons. Lineage: Eukaryota; Metazoa; Arthropoda; Insecta; Hymenoptera; Pteromalidae.
UUUUUUUUCCGUUUCGGGAGUUCGGGAAAUUCUCAAUCAAAGCCGCAAGGCGAAUCAGCCUAAUGGAUUUGGAGCUUUUUUCUCCUCUUUAGCCAUGCGCACGUCACUGCCCGACGUGCGGGCGCUGUAAUAGCGCAGAUCCGCUGUUUCGCGCGCGGAAUAAAAUAAAAAGCGAAGCCGCAGCGCCGAAACACAAAGUGCCUACGCGAGCAGGAAAGCCACUCGAAAGAUAAACGAAUGAAAUAAAAUGCAGGAAAGGCUGCAGCAGCAGCGCUAAUUAAGCCGCCGCCGCCGCCGCCGCGCAGGAAGAUCGAAUGAGAGCUGCUCUCUGCAUGAAUCUUUCAUCAAGAGAAUAUCCUUUUCGCGGUGGAAGCUCGACCCCCUCCCACUCGAACGAGAGCGCGCAUACAGAGAGAGAGAGAGAGAGAGAGAGAGAGAGAGCCGCAAGCAGUGUCAAUAUCAUUUUUCAUUCGUCCGGGAUUUUUUCCGCUCCUCGCGGAGAUAAAUGACUCUCCCUUUUAUCAUUCGCAUAAUGCCAUUAUGUGCAGGCAGGCCGUUUUCGAGAUGUUUGAUUAAACAUGCAGCGGAGAGCGCGCGCGCCAGUCAUCCCCAUUGUUUCUUUAAAUUAACGCGCGGCUUUGCAGCCUGCCCGAGCGCACAAGAGGGAAUAAAUUUUUCACAAAGAGCGCGCGCGCGCGCGCGCGGCGCAAUUAGCGUAACCCAUAUUUGCCUCGCACAGCCGCGCGUGUGCAGUCAUCGAACAAUACGUGCGGGAGCUGUCGUGAUUUUUUACGAGCCGCGCUGAAUAUUGCACAAGUAAUGGCGCAGUUUUCGCCUCAGGAUUAGAUUCGCGACAAUUAUUAAAAUCGAACACGUUAAUUCCCUUUGUUUCCGGCAGGCCGGCUCAGCCUCCUUAUUUACCCCCGCAGCGGCCUUUUUCGCUCUCCCUCUCUGCCCGCUUGUAUAAUACACGAGGCGGACUCAAAGGGAAUACGCGAGCGUCGCGCGGAAUAAUCCGGCGCACAUACGCGCAAUUAUCAGCGCCAUAAGGAGGAAUCAAUUAUGCGCGCGUUAUAUGUCCGACUUAGGAGGCCGCGCGUUACGCAUUCACGAGACCUGCCGGAAAAAUGAUUAAAAGCAAACACGCGGGAGAUGCUGCGAGUCGCGCUCUCGGAAGGAGUCGAAGCCAAUACUCGGGAGAUCGCUCGCGAUUGACAGAUGUUGUUUGCCCACAACCCUUCAGCGGCUUCCCCUCGAUGCGCCGCCCGUCCCUCCGGGGCGGUUCGCCAGCGCGAUCGGAUUGAUAAAUUUCAGCCCUGCGACUUUGGGCCGCCGGCUUCUCGGGAAAAGCUCGCGAAUUUGCGCUUAAUUAGCGCUCGAAAAAGUACGCGCGAGAGUGAAAUUAGCGGUUCUCGGAAAUCCACUUGGUUAUAACGCGAGGCGGCCUUGGCGGUGCAGGACAGCGCUCGGGCGAUCAAAAAGUACUAGCUUCCGGUAUCCGCGCAGCGAGCUACAGCGCGAAGCUGCAGCGAACUACAGACCGUAUAAUCCUCGCAGUGAAACCGUUCGUACAUAAUCCGCUAUUUGCCGAGAGACUCUCUCUCACUGCCUGUCUAUAGCUAUAGGGAUACGCGUGCAGCAGCGGCGGCGGCGGCGGCGGCCCACAGAGAGAGAGAGAGAGGAAACGGUUGCAGGCAGAUAGAGAGCGCCAUUAAUUGGGAUUAAGUAAAUCAAGACGCUAAUUAGCUCGUCCGCUCGCUCGCUUUCUCUCGCUCGGAACUUUAGCCCUCGCUUUACCUUCAUUUAAUUUUGCCCACCAAUUUGCUCCGGCUUCUGCACACAGCUACCCCCUCUGCGAGUCGCUCUCUGAUACGCUGCUCUCCGGACGGAUGUGCGAGGGAGGUUCAUUAUUUUUCCAGCGGCGGCCUCCGCUUUGUUUUCCGGUUUUUGCGCGCGGCGGCCACGUUUUAAUGCACUUACGCGACGAUUUUUCGAUCUCGCGCGAGCCUCGCGGCUAACGAGUUCUCGGCGCGCGGAGCGAGAAGAAGCCGCGGGACGCGUGUCGCGCGAGUAAUUUUUCAUCGGAAAAUAGCGAUCGUAAUUGGGAAAAAGCGGCGGCAAGCAGCGGCUUCGGUUUAAUGCUGCGCGGCUCGAGUCGAGACAAGCUAAGCAAACACUUUUCGCGAUAUUACGCGAGGGAGGGAAAAUAUCUCGAGGGUUUUCAUAUCCGAGAGACUGCGCGGCGGCCCCCUUUUAUUCCAACAGCGAUUCAAUCACUACUCCACCGGCGGCAGCGGCUUUUUCUUUUCUCUCUCUCUCUCUCUCUCAUUCUGUGUAUCGAGUCGAGUGGCUGGUAAUUUCCCGCGGCCCGAGAGUGAAUUUCAACUGGGUUAGAACUUGAUUUCGGACCGAGCGCCGAUUCUUUAUCUUCCGGGCCGUCUCGCUGAAUAAUUCGACAACGCCGAGUCGGAAAUUAAACAAUGGCCCGGGCGAAGACAAUCCGCGGAGGCAUCGGCGUCAGCGAGCACGCGAGCCUCCGGAUUCGGCGGGUUUUACACAACGGAAAGCGGCGCAAAGGGAUUGCCUUGAAGCGCGGGCGCGCGUACACGGAGAGGAGUGUAAAAGCGGCGGGAGGAGUCUCCGGGGAAAUGUGCGUAAUCGCCUAUCCUCCUAUUCCGCGGCGUCGCUUUCUCACGAUCGUUUGUUUGUUAUUGGCUCUCUCCUGCUGUCAGGCUCCCUCGGAUUUCGUUCCUCCUCCCUUGGCCACCCAUGCACACCUAUAUAGCUACGCGCGCGACAAAUUAUGCGCAAGCGUCCGCUACGUAAUCGGCUAAUCCGACGCCGCGCGCGUCCAUUGAUUUCCUCGUCGCUCUCAGAGAGACAGAGCGCGCACGAUCUGUAAACGAGCCGAUAUUUGCCAGCGCCUUGCUAUACCUCUCCCUCUCGCUGUUUCGUAAUUAUCCUAGCUUAUUUCGCCAGGCUGUGUACACUCGGCGUUAAGGCUCCGCCAGCUGCUGACUGCGCCGCUAUGCCGUUUGUUUGCUCGAUGCGGAUUAUGCGCGCGCGAUUCGUGCGUUCGAGAUUUUUUUCCGAGCUGCCGCUUUUUUCCGCGAGCCCCGCUGAUUCGCCGGGAUUAUCGAAUGUAAAUUCGCGCGCGGCCCGCUAAUUAGAAUAUACGCGCCAGGAGCUGAGCGGCCUCCUUUUUUUCGCCCUUUUAUUUAUUUAAUUUAUUGAUGAGCCAAUUAUCUCCCCCCCCCCCUCUCGCUCACCUGCGCCAGUGGAAAAGGUCGCGAUUCGCUCAGACGCGUCCAAUUAAACCGCAGCGAAAAAGCAGCGAAAAAACGCGCGCCUACCGCCAAGAAGCCGCCGAAAAUUAAAACCGUCGCUCGCAUAUUUGCAGGAGGUGCUGCUCGAUUGGCCCGGGGCUGUGCGGGUAAACAGCGUAAUUUGAUGAGAUGCCGCAGCGAAAAAGGCGGCCGCGCGGAAAAGCGCUCCCUCCUUUGAGAUGCGGAGAUCAGAGUGUAUACCAGCUCUCUCGCGCGCGCUGCACGAGUGGAUUCUCGACUCUCGAGUGCGCGCGCGCCCCGAAAAACGAUAGCCAUUUCCGAGCCUCGAGUUAUUUUAAAACCGAGGCGGCUCGCGGCGCCUAUAAUGAAAUGCGCCUGCAUCUUUCAUGCCGCUCGCUCGCUAAUAGCAACUGCCAAUGCAUAAAGUAGUGCGAAAGUAAUGGCCCAUCCCGCUCUAGUCGCGCACAAUGUCGAAGAAGAAAUCACGAGUAGUCUCGAGCUAAUCGCGAAACCCGAGGGACCGCGCAUAGAUGCAGCUCUCGCGAAUUGUGCAGUCUCUCUAUCUCCCUCGAUCGGCGAUUGUCGGCGGAAACGGCGCGAAGAGAAGAAGCGCUCUCAUACACGUGCGGCGCAAGCGUCAGCCAAUCUGCUGGCUCGAGGGGCGGUUCUCGCGCGGGGGUGACCGCGGAGGAUGAAUGGAGGGGCGCGCGCGGGCUCGCUGCGAGGAGCCGCGACUUCUGGCGUUCAAAUCACGACCGCGAACGCGACGCGACGGUCCUGCCAGCGAGUUUCCCGCGAAUUCGCAGCCCUCGGCGAUGCGUCGAUAGAGACUCGCCGGACCACCUCCGAGGACAGUGCGCUUCCGGGAUAUUUCACAGCGCAGAAGAGGAUGUACAGCAUUUACCGAGCCUGGUUCGGGGGAGAGGACUACCCCCGGCUGGAGGCGCUCUCGCCUCCGGACACGCUGGUGCGGGUGGGCAACGAGGGCGAGUACCACUUCGUGGCGCACCGCAGCGUCCUGGCGGCGCACAGCGGCUACCUCAAGGCGCUGCUCGCGGCGACGGCCGCGGGCACGGCCGCUGACGGCGCGACGACAGCGGCUCACGACGGAGCCUCGCCGAUCAUCGCCUCCGUCGCCGUACCCUCCACCAUUGGUGGAGAGGCAUUCGCGCCCCUACUGAACUACAUGUACACGGGCCGCCUGGAGGUGACGCUCGACAACAUCUACACGGUCCUGCUGGCGACGCACUUGCUGCACAUGCCGGGGGCUCUCGAGGAGUGUCGAGCAGCUUUGCUCAGGCUUCGAGCCCCUCUGGCGGUCCCUCCGACUUCGUCCUCGCCUCCUCCUCCUCCGCCACUGUCAUCGCAGUCUUCGCAGUCUUCGCGGCAGCAGCCCCAGCCCGGCAGUGUGCUGAGACCCGUGCCGAAUCGUUUGCUGGGUCCGGCCUUCUGCUGGCCACCAGCCGCUGCCUCCGCUGGUCAUCUCUAUCCGCCCAGGCAUUUGGAACUGCCGCACUUGCCAGCUCUUCAGUUGCCGCCGGCCAUCUCGGUGCUGCCUGCUCCGAUCAUCCACAAAACAACGCUCCCUUACGGGACGAAGGAGUCAUCCGUAUCGCCGGCCUCCAGCGCUUCCCAGCAUCGUCGCUCGCGCUCGAGGUCGCGCUCGGCGAGUCCAGAGCUCGUGGUCGCCUCUUCCUCGGCAAGCUCGAUCACGCAUCGCAGCAGCAACAGCGAUGAUCAGCAGCCGACCGGCGGCAACGUAGCGCCUCGGCAGCCCAGUCCUUCGAUCAGCAGCGAACGCAUCUCGGUUGGCGACUCCGGCGGCAGCGUACAGCAGCUGCAGUCGCAGCCCAAGCGCCGCAAAACCUCUCAGCAGCAGCCAGGUAGCAGCGGGUCGAGACAGAGGCAGAACUCCCGUUCCGGGCGCAGUGGAAAUCCCGAGACAUCCUCGUCGUCUUCCAGAGCAGCGGGAAGCAGCGCUGGUACGAUGCAAACACCUGGGGUCGUCUACGACGUCGCUUGCUGCGACGGUCCCGUGAAGUUUCACCGGGUGCUGAAUGAAAAUUACGCGCCGCCCACUGCUCAGGCAUCAGCGGGACAACAGCACCGAUCCCUGGUACCUCAGUGCAACGGGCGUUCUGCUAACUGCCGCGACGUGGAUGUCGGGUCCCCGUCGCUGAGCAACUGUCGCGAGAACGACGAGAACGAUCGCCACCAGCUCGCCCAGCAAUCCUCCACCCCGAGCAACAGCAGCGCCAACAGCAAUAGCAGCAGUAACGCCGAGAAUCAGCAGCGGUCCGGCAACAACAGCGGCGGAGGUAGCUACACUUGCGGCUAUUGCCGUCACACCUUCAAGUCGCAGUACUGCUAUCGCAAGCACGCGAGUCGCCACUUGCUGCCGACCGACAGCGGCGAGGGCGCGGAGCGUCCGCUACUAGUCCAGCCGCCGAGGCAGACUCCACCGGCGCAGCCCGAGAGCAAGAAGCGCGAGGUGCGACUCUUGGAUCUGAACGUGCAGUACUAUCCCUGCAAGAUCUGCGGCAGCAAGUUCCCGAGCUACUACUUCGUGCACAAGCACCGCAAGCUCUGUCACGCCAACGUCGACGAGCAGCAGCAGCCGGAGUCACAGAGCAGAAGUUCCAGUGCCAACGGCUCCGUCGACGAGCCCGUGAAGACUGGGCAGCAGCAACAGCAGCAGCAGCAGCAGCAGCCGAGCACCAGUGAGAACGUGCAACAGCAGCAGCAGCAGCAGCAGCUCGCCUGAAACUUUCGACCCUGGGUGCGCGCGGACUUCCAACAGCAGGUGGACAAUCGUACCGACUAGUGAGGCGGGUCGCUGUGCUUUUGAAAGUGAUCCUACGCUGGCUGGGAAAAUUGCCGAUAUUUGUUGUGUCGCGCUCUGGGUCUGAAUAGAUAUUCAAUGCAAACAAUGCGAGACCGAUCGAUGGUGAGUGUAAAAAUAAUAUUAGUGUCGAGUGCGAAAACUCAAAAUGGUGAAUCGAACACUGAUUGUGAUUGAUAAUCUGUGUAGCGACGACGACCGAUUGUGAAUCGAGUCGUAAUUUUUCAUGUAAAAAAGGGACGACGAUGAAAAUCCUGUAUAUACACAACUGGAAUAAUAUAUCUGUUAUAAUAAACGAGUCAUCAAACCGCAA